Fusarium vanettenii 77-13-4 is the source of this 915-nucleotide messenger RNA. RefSeq lists its product as uncharacterized. The record is from RefSeq and is a predicted model, not a curated record. Gene Ontology annotation, molecular function: hydrolase activity. The transcript has a single exon. The annotation marks the transcript as partial. NCBI's taxonomy places the organism in Eukaryota, Fungi, Ascomycota, Sordariomycetes, Hypocreales, Nectriaceae.
CGCCAGCACCUGGACAGCUUGAAGCAUAUGCUUCCGGUGCCCGACCCGAUACCGGAGGUCAUUGAGGGCACCCUUGUAAUUGAAGCACGAGAUGGGUACAAGCUUCCCACAAAGUAUUAUCGCCCAGCUGCGAAUGGUGAGAAGAGGCCACUCAUGGUGCUUUUCCAUGAAGGUGGAUGGGUCAUGGGUGAUGUUGCGGAUGAAGACUCCAACGCUAGGCACUUUGCGAGAGAUCUCGGUGUUGUCUGCCUCAAUGUAGAGUAUCGAUUGGCACCUGAAAAUUCUUUCCCGAUGGGUGUUCUUGAUUGUUGGGAUGUUCUCAAGUGGGCUGCUGCCAAUGCUUCUGAGGUCGGGGCAGACCCAACCAAAGGCUUCUUAGUGGGCGGAUCUUCUGCUGGCUCAAACAUUGCAGCGGCGUUGGUCCAUGUCUCCAUCAAGGAACAGCUGCAACCUCCAAUCACUGGUCAAUGGCUCUGUGUGCCAUUCCUUCUCCCACCUGAGAUUGUCCCCGACAAGUACCGACAAGACUACACAAGCAUGUGGUCCAACAGAUCUGACCCUGUCCUGGGACCUCUUCUUGAGGGCCCUGAAGAUUCCACAGCCGGCAGCUUCAUCGAAACGUUGCUCAAGGUUGACGUCCACUCACCUCUUUUUUCACCAUUUGCGAAAGAGUGGUAUCCACCAACAGCCGAAACAAAGCACAAACUACCCAAGACCUUCUUCCAGAUCGCGGGACUAGACCCUCUUCGAGACCAUGCUCUUAUCUAUAAGCGGGCUUUGGAAGAAGAGUGGGAAGCUCCCACCCGACUUGAGCUGUAUGAGGGGUAUGGGCACAUGUUCUGGACCAACUGGCCCGAGCUGGAUAGGUGUCAGGAUUAUUGGAAGGACAUUAUAAAGGGCAUUGGGUGGUUGUUG